UAGCUAUAUUGCUGCUGCUGUCUAGUGUCUGAUGAAUUUUAGCUUUGUGUAUUUUUUAAACUCUGUGUUGUGAAUGAUUUUUUUGUAGAUUAGUCAUUACCAUAGCCGCUUCCCUUUCUGAUCGUCGCAUUAAUCGUUAGGACACCUGUCGGACAUUUGCAAUAACAGUUGCAUUUGAUUAAUAAAAGUAGCAGAUUUUUGUAGUUGAUUCAAUGAACGAUUCAACCGAAGAAUGUUCUCCAUUUAAAGAUAGAAAGAAAAAAACUCAUAUGUCGCUAAAUGAUAAAAAACGUUUAGCUCGAGAAAAAGCUGAACAGUAUAAUAGCAAUGGCAGGCCUUUACGGCAAUAUCAUAUGUUAACUGCUGAAGAGGUGAAACAGGGAAAAGAAACUCAUUGGGAAGAAUUGGAGAUUAUUGGUUGUGUAAAAAACAUAAGUCCUUCUUUAUGGAAUUUGACCACAUUAACAGGACUUUACCUAAAUGACAAUCAAUUAACACGUUUGCCACCAGAUAUAUCAAUGCUUGUUAAUUUACAGUAUUUGGAUUUGUCUGGAAAUAAAUUACGUAGUUUACCUGCUGAACUUGGUGAAUUAGUGUAUCUCAGGGAAUUGCACUUGGGUUACAAUAUGUUAAGAUCACUGCCUCAUGAGUUAGGGCGUUUAUUCCAACUGCAAGUAUUAGGUCUAGCUGGUAAUCCUUUGUGCCAAGAAGUAAUGAAGUUGUAUAGUGAACCAAAUGGCACACAUAGAUUGCUUAUGUAUCUCUUAGAUAGCUUACAAGUGAGAGUACCUGUGCCCCCUGGAAGACCAUGGAUUCCUCUAUCUAGACCGAACAAGAAUAUUCCUUCCUGCCCAGUUACGGUGAUGUGUUAUAACGUUUUAUGCGAAAAAUAUGCUACUACUCAAAUGUACGGAUACUGUCCGUCUUGGGCUCUUUCUUGGGAUUAUAGGAAAAAAGUCAUUUUAGGUGAAAUCCGGCAUUAUACUGCCGACAUUAUAACUUUACAAGAGGUCGAAACGGAUCAAUUUUACAAUUUCUUUUUGCCGGAGCUUAAGAAGGACGGCUAUGACGGUGUAUUCUCCCCCAAGUCAAGAGCUAAGACUAUGUCCGAAAACGACCGUAAACGAGUAGAUGGAUGUGCAAUAUUCUUCCGAGCGAUCAAAUUUACGUUAAUCAAAGAACAUUUGAUAGAAUUCAAUCAACUGGCAAUGGCCAAUUCGAGUGGUUCAGAUGACAUGCUCAACCGAGUCAUGCCCAGGGAUAACAUUGGUUUGGCCGCCUUGUUGAAAACCAACGAAACCGCAUGGGAAAACUCUCUGCCAUCAGAAGUCCAACAGCCUAUACUUGUUUGCACUGCACACAUACAUUGGGAUCCAGAAUUCUGUGAUGUCAAGCUCAUACAAAUCAUGAUGUUAUCAAAUGAAUUGAACACAAUACUGGAAGAAGCCAAUCGCAAUUAUCGUAAUGUGAAUCACCAUCAACCGCCAAUACAGCUGUUGUUGUGCGGGGAUUUCAAUUCGUUGCCUGAUUCUGGAGUGAUAGAAUUUUUGUCUGCUGGUAAAGUAUCAUCAGAUCAUCAAGACUUUAAAGAUUUGCAAUACAAGACACUUCUACAUAAAAUUUCUACAUGUGAUAGACCAAACGAGUUUAUGCAUUCCUUUAAGUUGUCAUCUGCUUACGAAAACAUUAUGCCAUUUACAAAUUAUACAUUCAAUUUUAAAGGCAUCAUUGAUUAUAUUUUCUACACUAGACAGACAAUGACGCCUCUCGGUUUACUUGGCCCAUUAGCUCCUGAAUGGUUCAAAGACAAUAAAGUACUUGGUUGUCCACAUCCUCAUAUACCAUCUGAUCAUUUUCCGUUGUUAGUGGAAUUCGAGUUAUCGCCAAAUGCACACCAAAGCAACUCAAACGGAUUGAUUGGUCGAAGGUAGCCUCAACGUCGGUUGAAAACCGUCAAAAAACAUUAAUUGCCAAUAUAUUAAGCGUACGUACAUGCUACGAACACUCACUAUACACUUUGUACCACAAUAACAGUAAAUCAUUUGAAUUACUUUACCUAUCCUCUUUUAACAUAUGUCAUUGACUUCACAUGCAAAUAAUAAUCUGUUUAAAAACAUCCCAUGACUACAUUUUAUCUUAUUUAUUUUUUUACGAACAAAUCAUAAACUGAAAAAAGUAAUAAGAAAAAAAUGUAUGAAAAAUAAGAUUUAUUGUGAACUAUUAUGUUAUUACUUAGCUACUAUUUUUCAUCUUAGUUUAUUUUAUGUACGUAAAAUAAUAUCUCCUCAAUCCCUAUCCUUAAUUUAUUUUCAAAUUUUUGUAUACAACACCGUAGAGAAAUUCUGACAAAUAUUUGUUGAAAAUCUUUUGUUUUACUUAUUAAUUACAGUAAUUAUUACUGUAAUGACUAUUUUUUUUUUAUUUAUAACAAAAUAUUAAGUCACUUUUUUAUUUUUUACCUAAAAUAAUUAAUUUUUCAUUUAUUUUAACAAUGCUGGAAAUAAAUGUUUAUUUUUUGUUUUGGAAACAUUUUUCUCAUCGAUUAUUUGUUUUGUAUAAUUUGUGAAUUAUUUUCAUAUUGCUAAAAAGACAUUCAACUGAUAUUUUAAAAUUUUUAUCCAAUCACAGAAAAUCUACUAGUUUAUUUCCUGAAUACAUUAUAUGUAUUUAUUAUUCUGAUCAACUGUAUAAUUGUGAAAAAUUAUAAUAUAUUUAUGAAUAAUUUUUGUUUAAUACCUAUGUAAUACAUUUCAUCAUUGUAAUGAAAAUAUAAGAUUUUAUAAGACAUUUAAAAAAAACUUUACUACCAUAGCAGCUGUUUUCAUAAGUAUAUUAAUUGUCAACAAUAGAGAGGCACAGUGACACUUAUAAUACAUCAUUGUUCUUAUUAUUUUUUAUUAUACUCUCAAUGUCAGUAUUUAAAUAUGAUUUGUAAUUUUUGAUCCAUGUCCUAUGAUUUGAUGUAAAAUUGUAACUUGUAUUACUUUAAAUGUAGUGAUAAAUAAAUUAAAGUUUACUGCUGAUAGAUAUUCAA
Molecule: messenger RNA, 3034 nt
Organism: Rhopalosiphum padi (bird cherry-oat aphid)
Lineage: Eukaryota; Metazoa; Arthropoda; Insecta; Hemiptera; Aphididae
Gene: twin
Product: CCR4-NOT transcription complex subunit 6-like
Exons: 13
Coding region: 213-1931 (572 amino acids)
Biological process (GO): nuclear-transcribed mRNA poly(A) tail shortening
Cellular component (GO): CCR4-NOT complex; nucleus; cytoplasm
Molecular function (GO): poly(A)-specific ribonuclease activity; protein binding
Source: RefSeq, a predicted model, not a curated record